Molecule: messenger RNA, 1809 nt
Organism: Maudiozyma barnettii
Lineage: Eukaryota; Fungi; Ascomycota; Saccharomycetes; Saccharomycetales; Saccharomycetaceae
Gene: TFC8
Product: transcription factor TFIIIC subunit TFC8
Exons: 1
Coding region: 1-1809 (602 amino acids)
Molecular function (GO): protein binding
Source: RefSeq, a predicted model, not a curated record
AUGAAGCUACUGAAAGAUUUAAUAAUCCAGCGUAAAGAAUUACAGGAUUGGGAUAAUGCAAUAACUUGGUCCAGAAACGGAACUCUAUAUUUUAGAACAUCACCUGAAAUAACCAUCGGAGAACCUAGGUAUCAAGAUAGCUCACUUAUUAAUAACAAUGCGAAAGGACUGUUUUAUACCAAAGAGUAUCCCUUAGUCGUUGGUAACGUCAUGGAAUUCGAAACGGCAACCGAUAACGCAUUUCUUAACACUCAACCAGCAUCGUUUGUAAGGACUUGCAAACCUUCUAAAGUUAAUGACAGUGAAUAUUUGGCCGUUUUAUCGAAUAAUUUUAAUGUUAUCAUAUAUAAAGAUAAGAAUCCUGUCGCAAAAAUCGACCAAUCGGGAGUCAAUGUACAACAAAGAUGUUUCCAUGCAUUUGAAUGGUCACCCUAUGACAAUACCAUUGUCGUUGGUAACGAAGCAGGAGAACUUUUAUUCUUUCAAAAAGAACCAGAAAGCGAUAAUUUUGGGUUAAUAAAUAGAGUUAAAAUGGACGAAUUACAAUCUCAAUAUAUCACUGAUAUUCUGUGGAUAGGGAACAACAUUGUUGUUACUGCAUCCGAUAAUUCUGUAUGGAAAUUGGAGUAUAACAAAAAUUUAUUACAUGCAAAAAAAAUAAUCGAUAGCUCGAGGUUUAAAAUAUUCGAUCUCGCCAUAAUCAACGAUCGUUACGUCAUAGUUACUUCAUCUGGUCACUUGUAUAUAUUUAAUUUAACGUCUAAUAAAUUAGAUAUCGAAAGACUUCCAGUAGCAAAUAAUUUUUACAUUGUUCCUAUUAGAAAAACAGACACUUUAAUUCUUGUCUCAAAUGCUAAUAAUAUGACUAUUAAAUUGGAUUUGGAUACUAACGAAAUAUCUUUACAACCUGAUACUUUAAUCGGUCCACAUCUACUUCAUAAAUUCAAGAAAUGGAAUGACAUAUGGAACGAAUCUGGGAAAUAUGAGACCAAUUUAAAUAUUUAUGGAGUAACUCUGUCACCCGAUGGUUUCACUGUAGCAAUUUUAUAUAAUGUCAACCGUGUGACAUGGAAGUAUUUAAUUUCCUCACAACGUCAAUAUCAUGUAAUGUUUGUCCCCCUAUGUGAACAGUGGGAAAUAUCAAAUGAAGCUACUGGACUUGCAUGGUAUCAAACUCAUAUUAUCUAUCAACGGGGUAGUUUACCACUGAACGGAGAACUUUCAAAUGAAAAUUCACUGAAGUUAUUAGAAUCUAAUCCAAAAUUUAAUACACAAAUUGAUUUCAAACAAUACUUGAUAAAUUAUUUCGAUAAUGAAAAUUUAAAUCAAUUAAGGUUCAACAUAUAUCUGGACAACACAGAUAAAAGAUGUAUCAAUAUAUUUCGUGCGCUGAUUAUAAAAUACGCUUUGUCUAGAUUAGAGACGAUCACGGAUGUAUUAGAUAUUGCUUGCCUUACUGCUCUACUUAAAGCGACAGGUUCACCUCCUAAUCCCGAUAUCCCUUCUGAUAAAUUCGAAGAAUAUGAUAUGAAAGGUGAAUUUAUUACACAAACUUUUUCUCUUAAAAUAACCGAUGAUAAUUCUAAUUCUUCCUUUGAGGAAAUUACCUCUAAAGAAGGAAACACAUGGAAACUAUGUGCUAUAACAUUAUUACCAAUACUUGGUCUGGCUGUAAAAAGAUGUCCUGUCACAAACAAAAGAGUUAUUGAUAUCGAAGCAGACUCUCUUAACCACUAUGGUUGGUUUACUAGAACAUUACUAGAAGUAUGUUGUAAAAAUAGUGUGUAUACCGGUACAGGUAUGAUAUAA